Messenger RNA from Quercus robur (English oak), 2361 nucleotides. RefSeq lists its product as uncharacterized. The transcript has 8 exons. Lineage: Eukaryota; Viridiplantae; Streptophyta; Magnoliopsida; Fagales; Fagaceae. Bases 25 to 1119 code for a protein of 364 amino acids. The record is from RefSeq and is a predicted model, not a curated record.
UGGACUGGACUAGUGUGUUAAUCAAUGGCUCUCACGCUUUUGCUCCGAAGUCCGAACAAUCUCUCUCCGUUGGGAGCCGUAGUUCGGAGGAGCUUCCGCUCAGGUGCGGCGUUGGAAGCCAUAGCAAAAGCUUCGGAACAAAAAAUCCCAAACGUAAUUCUCUACAACUACCCAUCCUUCUCUGGAGCUUUCUCCGCUCUCUUCGCUCACCUCUUCCACUCUACCCUCAAUCUCCCUUCUCUCAUUCUCCCCUUCUCUUCAAUUCACCCUCUCAAACCCGAAGACUUUGACAUCCAUGGCGUUUCGAAAUGCUAUCUGCUUGACCUAAUUGGACCUAAAGGUUUUGCUCUCAAACUCGCUCAGCGCUCAUCGUUCGAGGUUAUAGCAUUUGAUCAUCGAAAAUCAGUGCUUGCACAGAUUCCUUGUGAAGAAGAUUGUCCUCGUAACCUCAAAUUUCAUGUUGAUGUUGAAAAAAGUAGCUCUAGUGCUGUGUAUGAUUACUUUUGUGAUCAACUUGCACAUUUCGGAUUUCCUAAGGGGAUGGUUUCAAGUUUGUUAGACCCAAAAGACCGAGAUCGUGUUGAAAUGGUUCUUAAGUAUAUUGAAGACAGUGAUCUUCGCCGAUGGAGCUUUCCGGAUAUUAGGGCGUUUAAUAUUGGAAUUGAUCAAUGGCGCUCAAAGUUGAACUGCAUCACUAAUCCAUACAUGUAUGAACAGUUACUGGAGUUAAGUUCUGUGGAUUUAAUUUCUAAGGGAAACGCUCAUAUCUCCUCUCGCCAGAAUGCUGCAGAUAAAUUUCUAAAUAAGGUUUUCAAAGUUCGCUUGGGCAGAGGAUUUUAUGGGGAGUGUCUGGGAGUUAGAGUGGACGGGAAUUCCAAUUUAAGUGAUGAAAUUGGCAAGCAACUUGGUGUAAAGAGUGCUGCAGCAGGUCUAAGGCCUAUAGGAGCUGUUGUAUACAUGCAACGAAAUAAUCUUAAAAUGUGCUUGAGAAGUAUUGACAGUGCCACUGAUACCUCUGAAGUUGCAAAGGCAUAUGGUGGAGGAGGUUCCCCAAGUUCUAGUUCCUUCAUCAUAAGGAUGGAUGAGUAUAACCAGUGGCUUUCAGGGAAUUCAUCAUGAGCAUGUCAAGGCUUAUAUCUGAAUUCUUCAUAUUAGCAUUCAAUAAUUUCCCCAAAGUCUGAAGGCAGCGAAUUGAGCAUUUUUCCAUGGCUGCAUCACAGUCUCUUCUUCCCUCUCUCAAACUGUUGCUUACUUCUGUAGAAACAAAAGCAAAGAAGGUGCUUCAUUGGUUCUUGUCUUCCUUUUCUGACUCCAAUUUUUGGUAUUAGCAUUUAAUUAACUAAGAGUGGAAAGUUUAAAGCCCCUUCUAACUACGAUACUCUUAAAGGAUCCGAAGGAGUUCAAUUUCCAUGGAGGUGCAUAUGGAGUGUUAAGGUACCUCGUAAGAUCAUUAUCUUAGCUUACACAGUAGCAUUAGGUAAAUACUAACGGUGGGUAAUCUUGGGAAAUAUCACAUUAUGAAUUUGGAUUGGUGUUGCAUGUGAAAGAGCAAUGGAGCGAUUGUAGAUCAUCUUGGUAUUGUCCACCACAGGAUUGGGAGGAAGUCUGUUUUGAUCGGUUUAUGGCCAUUGUUUACUCUAGGAAAGUGCGGGGGGGUUGGCCCUGAUAAGGUUUGUUGGAAGCAGCAAGGAGUAGAGGUUUUGAGGUUAGAAGUUUCUUUCUUUCUAACCCUACUAUCUCCUUCCCUUGGAGGUUGGUGUGACAAUCGAAGGUCCCUCAAGGGUGGCUUUCUUUUCAUGGUCAGCCUCUUUAGGUAGGAUUCUUACAACUGAUAACCUUCGCAAAAGGAGUAUUAUUGUUCUUGAUUGGUGCUACAUGUGUAAGAGGUGUGGGGAGUCGGAGGAUCAUCUUCUACUUCAUUGCCCCCAUAGCUUUUGAGUUGUGGUCUUUGGUGUUUUGUUUGUUUGGACUCCAUUGGGUUAUGCCACUUAAGGUACUUGAGGUGUUUGAGUCUUGGCAAGGUAAAUUCGGACAACAUCGUGAUAUAAUUUUUUGGAGACUUGUGCCCCAUUGCUUGAUGUGGUGUAUUUGGAGAGAGAGAGGAAUGCUAGAUGCUUUGACGGAUGUGAGUGCUCCUUACUAGAGAUCAAGUCUUUCUUCUUGCAUACUCUACUUGUUUGGAGUGUGGCUUUGUUGCAUUGUUCUUGUUUUUCUCUUCCUGCUUUACUUGAUCAUUGUAAUUUUGGUUCUUGAUUUUUGCCCCUACUGUACAUCCCCAAUGUACUCGGAUUGGCUAUUUUUUUCUUAAUAAAAUUUUUUCAUUACCUAUCAAAAAAGAAAAAAAGAUCAUCUUGUUUUGCA